Molecule: messenger RNA, 711 nt
Organism: Brugia malayi
Lineage: Eukaryota; Metazoa; Nematoda; Chromadorea; Rhabditida; Onchocercidae
Gene: Bma-abhd-14
Exons: 5
Coding region: 1-711 (236 amino acids)
Cellular component (GO): cytoplasm
Source: RefSeq, a predicted model, not a curated record
AUGGAUACCUAUGCACACUCUAUCGUACGAUCACUUGACAUCCAAAAGCCGAUUCCGAACAGAGUAUUGUGGCGUUCAAAGACAGUCAGACCAACCGAAGGAACUUUUCUUGCUGGGGGAUACGAAAUAUUUUUCCGAGAAACAGUCCCCCCUCAAGAAGUUAUUUAUAAAGGAACAAUUCUGUUAAUUCAUGGCCAGUCAUUUUCAUCAUCAACAUGGUUGGAAAAUUCCACGAUGCAGGUAUUCUCUGCUGCUGGAUACAGAUGUUUAGCGUUUGAUAUGCCUGGUUGUGGUAAAACUGGUGGACCUACAGUUUCAGAUUCCAAAAAAGCUGAGAUAAUUCCUCUUGCUAUGCAUGCCCUUGAGCUCGAAACUGUCAUAAUUAUUGGACAUAGUAUGGCCGGACAGUAUAUCGUUCCAUUACUUGGAACAAAUCGGAUAAUUUGCGUUGUUGCAGUUGCACUAUCGAACACAAAUGUAAUGCCAAUAAAUCCCGAAAGUAUUAGGACGUCAGUGCUGGUAAUUUGGGGUGAAAGUGAUACCAGUCUCGGACCUAGUGCAGCCUCUAGUCUCAGCAGGUUACCGAAUUCCAAGCUUUUGAGAAUACCGUCAGCAGGACAUGCUUGUUACCUCAGUAACCCAGUUGCAUUUCAGUCAGCUUGUCUUAAUUUUUUUGAAACUAUGGAAUCCUUCGCUGAUCCUUCAUUGUAA